AUACAAUAGAAUAAAGUGUACGCCUAGCCGAGGUUGGGGCGUAAGUUGUAACGUUGUCUAGACUCAAUCUGGGUGCUGUUGUACCAUCGCCAUAGUCGAAACACAAAUCUCCACUUGUUGAAGCCUAAAUCACCAAGCAGAUUUGGGAGCUCUUCAAUUCAAUUCAUUCUUUUACAAUUAACAAACGAAGAAUUUUAGGAGAUCAAAGCCGAUGCAAGUUACAUAGGAUAUAGCAUGUUUGAGGUGUACUCUUUUCAGCUAAGAUUUCUUUUAGCAAUUCAGACUGUAGUCAUGGCAAUGUAAGAAUCAGACUAUCUGAUAUGCAUUUGGUCGAGCAUUAUAUUCAUCCUCUGUACAGUAGCAAGAUAUUGAAUUCCUAGUUAUUUCCAUAGAUUUCAUAGAAGACAUAAUUGAAUAAUCGGAACAAGUCAGAGAGAUGUUUUCAUUGUUUUAUGGACUCUGGAAGUACAUGUUCACCAAGAUGGAGUUUCAUGUUCUCAUUCUUGGAAUUGACAAAGCUGGCAAAACAACAUUACUAGAGAAAGUGAAGUCACAGUAUUCAAACUUGGAAGGCCUUCCACCUGACCGAAUUGUUCCAACUGUGGGACUCAAUAUUGGUCGUGUUGAAGUUUUAAACACAAAACUCGUAUUCUGGGACCUGGGAGGUCAGCCUGGUCUUCGCUCCAUUUGGGAAAAAUAUUAUGAAGAGGCACAUGCUGUAAUUUAUGUAAUUGAUGCUGCUUGUCCAUCCCGUUUUGAAGAUUCAAAAUCUGCUCUUGAAAAGGCUCUUCGGCAUGAGGAUUUGCAAGGAGCUCCACUUCUGAUAUUAGCAAAUAAGCAGGAUCUCGAGGAUGCUGUACCUGCUGAUGAACUUGCUCGAUAUCUGGACCUCAAAAAAUUGAAUGAAAGAGUUUAUGCAUUUCAAGCAGUUUCAGCAACUGAUGGGUACACACAUUCUUUUGUUUAUAGUUAUACGUAUUUGGUAGGCAAGCAAUCGAAAGGGGCUGAAUCUGUUCAGACGCACAUGACAAUUUCUGGGUUUGACUGCAGGCUUGGGAUUAAAGAAAGUGUAAACUGGCUUGUAGAUGCUAUGGAGAGAAGCAAGAGAACAGAUACAUUGCGAGUUCGUGCUGGAUCCAGUGUUGUCUAGAAUUGAUAAAUGCUAUAGCGACAUUAUUAUAGAUUUAUAUAAUUAUAGAUUUUUGUAUGCAAAUCAGGGUUCAAUUUUUGAUCUGUAUGGUUUUGGCAUUAGACCGACAUCAAUUCUUUAGUUAUUAUGAAGAAAAUUUGUGAUUUUUA
Molecule: messenger RNA, 1299 nt
Organism: Salvia miltiorrhiza (redroot sage)
Lineage: Eukaryota; Viridiplantae; Streptophyta; Magnoliopsida; Lamiales; Lamiaceae
Exons: 7
Coding region: 437-1150 (237 amino acids)
Biological process (GO): intracellular protein transport; Golgi to plasma membrane protein transport; protein localization to organelle
Cellular component (GO): Golgi apparatus
Molecular function (GO): GTPase activity; GTP binding
Source: RefSeq, a predicted model, not a curated record